Panicum virgatum (switchgrass) is the source of this 1732-nucleotide messenger RNA. RefSeq names its product indole-2-monooxygenase-like. NCBI's taxonomy places the organism in Eukaryota, Viridiplantae, Streptophyta, Magnoliopsida, Poales, Poaceae. Bases 1 to 1599 code for a protein of 532 amino acids. Gene Ontology annotation, molecular function: oxidoreductase activity, acting on paired donors, with incorporation or reduction of molecular oxygen; heme binding; iron ion binding. The transcript is spliced from 2 exons. The record is from RefSeq and is a predicted model, not a curated record.
AUGGCUCCACUAGUCGUUCUUGAUCAGCUCGUCGGCGGCUCGCCGGCGGCGGUGGCGUUCCUCCAACUGCUCUUCCCUCUCCUCCUGCUCCUCCUGCUGCUGCGCUACUUCGCUGCGGGCGGCGGCGCAGGCUCGGGCGCCAGGCUCCCUCCGUCCCCGCCGGGCGGGCUGCCGCUGAUCGGCCACGCCCACCUCGUCGGCGCGCUCCCGCACGUCUCGCUGCGCCGCCUCGCCGCGCGGCGGCGCGGGUGCGCGGACCUCAUGACGGUCCGCCUCGGCGCCGUCCCGACGUUGGUGGCCUCGUCGGCGCGCGCCGCGCGGGCCGUGCUGCGCACGCACGACCAGGCGCUCGCGUCGCGGGCGCGCUCCGCCUGCGGGGACGUGCUCACCUACGGCCCGUCGGACGUCGUGUUCGCGCCCUACGGCGAGGGGUGGCGCCGGUCGAAGCGGCUGGUCACCACGCACCUGCUCAGCGCCGGGAAGGUCCAGUCCCACCGCGCCGCCCGCGAGGAGGAGGUCGAGCUGGUGAUCAACAAGAUCCGUGACGCGGCGGCGGCCGCGCCGGCGACGGUGGACAUGAGCGAGGUCCUGAGCAAGUUCACCAACGACAUGGUGUGCCGCGCGGUGGCGGGGCGGACGUUCCGGGUGGAGGGCCGGGACAGGGUGUUCCGGGAGCUCAUCGACGAGACUUUCGCCGUCCUGGGUGGGUUCAACCUGGAGAACCUCUACCCUGGCCUCGCCAAGGCGGCCGGCGGCGUGCUCAUGUGGCCGGCGCGUCGCAGGGCCGAGAGGCUAAGGGACCGGUGGGACGAGCUCCUCGACAAGCUGAUCGACCAGCACACGGGCGAGGUUGCCGGCCAUGACGAUGCCGGUGGCGACGGCGAGCCGGAGAGUGACUUCAUUACCGUGCUGCUCUCCGUGCAACAGGAGUAUGGGCUCACCAGAGACAACAUCAAGGGCAUCCUGGGAAACAUGUUUGCAGCAGGCACGGACACGACAUACCUGGUCCUAGAGUUCGCCAUGGCCGAGCUCAUGCUGCACCCGGAAGCCAUGGCCAGGCUACAAGCUGAGGUGAGGAGGAGCACACCCAGGGGACAGAAGCUCAUCAGCGAAGACGAUCUCGCCGGAAUGACCUAUCUGAAAGCUGUGAUCAAGGAGACGCUCCGUUUACACCCGCCGGUGCCGCUGCUCCUCCCGCACCUGUCCCUGGAGGACUGCGACGACGUCGACGGCGGCUACACCAUUCCUGCCGGCACGGCCGUGCUCGUCAACGCCUGGGCCAUCGGUCGGGAUCCCGCGGUGUGGGAUGCCGCGGAGGAGUUCAUGCCGGAGAGGUUCAUCCGCAUGGGCGACAUCGGCGGCGUCGACUUCCGAGGGAUGGAUUUCCAGUUCUUGCCGUUUGGAUCGGGGCGCAGGAUUUGCCCGGGGAUAAACUUUGCAUUGGCCUCCAUUGAAAUCAUGUUGGCGAAUCUUGUGUUCCACUUCGACUGGGAGCUGCCUGCUGGCGGUGGAGGUACAGUGGAUAUGAGCGAGGUGUUUGGGCUGACCUUGUGUCGCAAAGAGAAGCUUUUACUCAACCCAAGGCCACUGGAUGGGUGACAUCAUCAAGGAAAGGUAGGUAGGUUGACCGAAAGAAAACCAUUUUCUUUUUGCUUGUGGUUAUGUAGUUGCAGCUGCUUGUAGUUGUGGGCUUUCUACACACAGAUGUUUAAGUUCUUUUUAUAUAUGUUAA